Cercocebus atys (sooty mangabey) is the source of this 2178-nucleotide messenger RNA. RefSeq names its product neuronatin (gene NNAT). The transcript has 3 exons. NCBI's taxonomy places the organism in Eukaryota, Metazoa, Chordata, Mammalia, Primates, Cercopithecidae. Gene Ontology annotation, cellular component: cytoplasm. Gene Ontology annotation, biological process: positive regulation of insulin secretion; brain development. The record is from RefSeq and is a predicted model, not a curated record. Bases 998 to 1243 code for a protein of 81 amino acids.
CGGUAGCCACAACUCUCCAGUAGCGGUAGCGAAAUCCCGUUCGGUGAUCCAGCCGCCCAGCGCAACGGGUACAAAGAACCAGCGGCUAAGGCCGACCUACCAGGGCUUGGGGGAGGGGAGCGGAAGACAGAGGUCGAAACGACCUGUCCAGCAGAAAACUAUCCCCGAGCAUAUUCCAACCACUUCUCCGUAGAGAGCUCAUUCCUUCCGCGCAUACGAAGGGCGCCAAUCCUUCCUGUAUCCCUCCCACAGAUACCAGGUGACUACUGCUUUUGCGCCCAAAGCGCAGUGCCCUGGCUCAGCUCCCUACGGUAGCGACCUCCACCGCAGAUCCUCAUCUCCUCGCUAACGUAAGAGAGAUGUAAAGAAUCAGACGGGUUACACGCUCAGGGACACUCAUGAAGCAGAGGACCUGGGCUUAAAACUCAUUCAGUAUUAGGAAAAGAGCGCCGAGCAUGGUUCUAUUAUGCCGAGGCUUCUGAAAGGGGCACCAUUUUUUUUGCUCUAUGGGGCAGAUGACCCCUCCCUAAUUUCUGUUUUCCAUCCAUCCCCAAGGUAGGCUCUGGAGUGGCACCGGGGUCUGAGCUCAAAUUUGCAGGCCAGGGACUGGGGAGAAGGGCGCCACACUAAGAGACCUGCACCCCCAUCCUCGCCUUGUACUCUAUCCAGAGUCGUGGUACCCCUCCAUUUUAAAGCAAAAUCCAAAAGCAAGCACGGCGGAAUCUUCUGGAAGGGGGCUAAGAUGGAACUCAGGAGGCGGGGGUCGGUAUGGAAAGAGCAGAUGGAUUAUUUUUUUCCUCUCCUGGCGAAUGAGGAGCGCCCCCAGCCACCCCUCCUCAUAAACACCCCCCCAAGGCGCGCAUGCGCACUUAAGUGGCGGGCGGGUACUUAAGGCGCGGCCACCUCGGCUGCGGCAGUGCGCCCAACAGCGGACUCCAAGACCAGCGGAUCUCGGCAAACCCUCUCUCUCGACCACCCACCUACCACUCUCGGAACCAUGGCGGCAGUGGCGGCAGCCUCGGCUGAACUGCUCAUCAUCGGCUGGUACAUCUUCCGUGUGCUGCUGCAGGUGUUCCUGGAAUGCUGCAUUUACUGGGUAGGAUUCGCUUUUCGAAAUCCUCCAGGGACACAGCCCAUUGCGAGAAGUGAGGUGUUCAGGUACUCCCUGCAGAAGCUGGCGUACACGGUGUCGCGGACCGGGCGGCAGGUGUUGGGGGAGCGCAGGCAGCGAGCCCCCAACUGAGGCCCCAGCUCCCAGCCCUGGGCGGCCGUAUCAUCAGGUGCUCCUGUGCAUCUCAGCCAGCACGGGAGCCAGUGCCGCACAGGAACGGGGGGUCCCCUGUGCUCCCUCGCCAGAGGAGCACUUGGCAAGGUCAGUGAGGGGCCAGUAGACCCCUGGAGAAGCAGUACCGACAAUGACGAAGAUACCAGAUCCCUUCCCAACCCCUUUGCACCAGUCCCACCAAGGGGCAGGGUCGGGAGAAGAGGGGGAAUAGGGGGAGCAGACCCCUGAGAUUUGGGCAUAGGCACCGCAUUCUGAUCUGGACAAAGUUGGGACAGCGCCAUCCCAGCCCCGAAGCCAGGGCCAUGCCAGCAGGCCCCACCAUGGAGAUCCAAACACCACACCAGCCAGCAGAAUGGACGCUCUGACAUCGCCAGCCGAAUCCCUGAAUCUUGGUGCAGCACCAACCGCGUGCCUGUGUGGCGGGACUGGAGGGCACAGUUGAGGAAGGAGGGUGGUUAAGAAAUACAGUGGGGCCCUCUUGCUGUCCCUUGCCUAGGGCACUUGCAUUCCAGCCUUGCUGCAUUUGCUCCCUCGAUUCUCCUUUCCUCCUCACUGCCUUCCAAGCCCACCCUACUCCAAAAUAAUGUGUCACUUGAUUUGGAACUAUUCAAGCAGUAAAAGGAAAUGAAUCCCACUUUUACUAAAACACUUUCUCUGAAUCCCCCUUGCCCCUCACUGAUCUUGCUUUUCCCUGGUCUCACGCAGUUGUGGUCAAUAUUGUGGUAAUCGCUAACUGUACUGAUUGUUUAAGUGUGCAUUAGUUGUGUCUCCCCAGCUAGAUUGUAAGCUCCUGGAGGACAGGGACCACCUCUACAAAAAAUAAAAAAAAGUACCUCCCCUGUCUCGCACAGUGUCCCAGGACCCUGCGGGGCAGUGGAGGCGCGCCAAAACUU